Molecule: messenger RNA, 2330 nt
Organism: Caretta caretta (loggerhead turtle)
Lineage: Eukaryota; Metazoa; Chordata; Testudines; Cheloniidae
Gene: RAI2
Product: retinoic acid induced 2
Biological process (GO): animal organ development
Cellular component (GO): nucleus
Source: RefSeq, a predicted model, not a curated record
CGGCGGCGGCGGCGGCGGCUGACAGCGACGCAGGACCCCCCCUCCCGCCGGGCCAGAGCAGGCGCAGCCCUCCCCGCCCGUCCCCGGUCCAGCGGCGGCGUGACACCGACCGCGCUCCAUGGAGCCCGGCUAGGGGCUCCCGCCCGCAGCCGCCGGGAGAGCCGGAGGCCAAGCUAUGUCCGUGCAGAUGCUUUUGGCAGCCCUGACCCAAUGUGGAUCCUGGUGACAGCAAUGUAAACGUGAAUUUCUGCAAAGUCUCAGAAGUCCUGUAAAAUGGAGGAACUGUACAAGGACACACAAAAUCUGCCCAUGGAUGUUACCAACUCUCCUUCCACAAUAGCUAACAAUAAGCUAGAAAAUGGGGUCGCUCAGCUGAUAACUGCUGAAGCCUGGAAUAUCAACUCCACAGACUUGAUGAAGAAAGCACUUUCACCCCUUGUGACUGUCCCAGCCCCUUCGAUCCUCACCCCACCAGCGGAAUCCCAAAGUGGGGUAGCUCUGAAAGUAGCAGCCACGGUGCUCCAGCCAAUUUGUUUAGGGGACAGCCCAGUGGUUCUUCCAAUACACCUGCAAGUAGCCGGGAGCACCACCCCUCAGAUUGCGCCUAAUAACAACACUCCAUAUGUUAUGACGACUCAAGGUCCAGUUCCACUACCUGUCCUCUUGGAGCAACAUGUGUUUCAGCAUUUAAAUUCUCCAUUGGUGUUACCUCAGGGUGCUCCCUGCUCUACAAAUCCCAUUCACAGCAAUCUUUUCCAGGGUUCUUCUGCCCCAGUUGGACAGCCCCAGUUACUGGAUCAGAAAGCAUCCAACCAGACCCAGGAGCCCAUCUUACCCCCAGUGUUUCAGACACCAGGAUUUGCUGCAGUUCUUCAGGAUUUGUUUCCUCCACAGGGCACCUUAGGUUCAUCACCCUGUCAGCCACCCCCAGAUUACACCUCUGUUCCGCCCCAGGCCUUCAGUUCCCCUCUGUCUCCACUGGUACCUCCAGCCACCCUCCUAGUGCCAUAUCCGGUGAUUGUCCCCUUGCCAGUCCCAGUCCCCAUCCCUAUCCCUAUCCCCAUCCCUGUGCCUCAUGGCGCUGAAUCCAAGGUCAACCCGGACUACCCCAAGCCACCAUUGUUCACCCUGUAUUCCUGCAAAGGCACCCAAACCCCUCUGGAGAAAGAAGAAUCUAAACCCUUUGAUUUCAUCCACCACAGGGAAUUUUCCCAGCUGAAUCGUCACACAGUCAUCAAGAUGAGCAAUGAGAAUGAGGCCCUGGACCUUUCCAUGAAAACGGUGCCCUUGCUAAAGGCAAGUGAGGUCAGUUCCCAGCUCACCCCUGAAGAUGGUGCUUUAGACUUGUCGAUUGCUUCCUACAGGAAGACGGGCAAUGCGGUGGUCCAUGCUGAAGCAGCUAGUGCCAUGUGCUCUGGAUCCAUGAUGGACAGUGCUGCUCAUUCCAUGAUGGAUAAACUCUCCAGUGCAACAGUCCCCUUUGCCCCUCCCAAACCUCACGAAGCCUCAGCCAAGGUCGACAGCAGAAUGACUGGUAGCAAUUCGGCCGAGCUCCUGAGACAGCAGCAAAAGUGGCUGGUGGAUCAGACGAGCAGAGCAGCCUGUGAACCCAAGGCUGGGAAUAAUAUUGAGAUUGUGAGCACUUCGCAGACUGCCAAAGUAAUAGUCUCUGUCAAAGAUGCUGUGCCCACUAUUUUUUGUGGCAAGAUUAAAGGCCUCUCGGGAGUAUCCACCAAAAACUUCUCCUUCAAAAGGGACAUGCCCCAGGACUCUGUUCUGCAGUGUUACGAUGUGAAGAACCAGCCAGAGCCUAGGGAUAAUGCAGAAGCUCUUAGGAAACCAAUCAAAAACAGGAGUGUAAAGUUAAAGAAAAUGAACUCCCAGGAGAUACACAUUCUUCCAAUCAAAAAGCAACGGCUCGCUGCCUUCUUUCCAAGAAAGUAAAUUAUGGGUUUUUAGAAUUUUAAGAUAUAAUUAUUAUUAUGAAAAAUAAAAAAGAUGCACUUGGCUUAAAAUGCAUUUAAAACUUUAAACUAUCUUUGUAAGUUAUUUUGGGGAAAGCGGGAGAGGAUUGGAUGUAGAUUUCCUGUAAAGCUGGGGGAGGAAACUUCUUUUGGUUUUGUUUUUUGUUAUUGAUUUUUGACUUUUCAUGAAAAAGUAAAUAAAAAGCAACCUAUUUUUCAAGCGGAUUGCACAUUUUGCAGCUUUAAUGGAAUAACGGAUGAGUCAGAGGGGUAAGAGCUAUUUUCACUGCCAUAAAGUGCUUUGAUGAUGUAAUUCUUAGAAAUGGGUACAAUGGAAACUUCAAAAUAAAUGUUUGUAUGUGGUAA